Molecule: messenger RNA, 804 nt
Organism: Syzygium oleosum
Lineage: Eukaryota; Viridiplantae; Streptophyta; Magnoliopsida; Myrtales; Myrtaceae
Exons: 2
Coding region: 1-804 (267 amino acids)
Source: RefSeq, a predicted model, not a curated record
AUGGGUAGGCAGACUCAGGAGCGAGCUGCCAAUAUAGCUCAGGCCGCUGAGGCCGUUGCAGCUGCUGCUGUUGCCAAUCAUGGGAAUCAGGGUCAAGGUCAAGGACAAGCCCAAGGACCAGUAAAUGUGAAUAGGCAGAUGCCCCAGUUAGUAGAGCAAUUUUUGAAGUUGAAACCCUCAAAGUUUGAUGGUAAAGGCGACCAUGAGGCUGCAUCGCUUUGGGUAGAGGAAUUAGAAAAGGCCUUUGAGGUACUAGGGUGCACCGAAGAAGAGAAAGUAACCCUGGCGGUGUACCAGUUCCAAGGAAACGCAAGUGAUUGGAGGAAAGCUACCAGAGGAAGGGUGUUCCUUGCUGGUGCCACCCAGACUUGGGCGAUGUUUGUGGAAGUCUUCAAUGGUAAGUACUUUUCUGAGAGUGCCCGGGAACGAAAAUUAGCUGAAUUCAUGAGAUUGCGUCAGGGACAAAUGUCUGUGGAUCAGUACGAGGUAGAAUUUUCUAGAUUAUCCAAGUUUGCCCCAAGGAUGGUAGAGGAUCCUUUGGACAAGGCUCGAAGGUUCCGAGUAGAGUUCCCUAUAGAUGAACAGUAUACUUGGAUUAAGCACACCAGUGAGAUUCAGGUAGACGUAGGUGUCCCAGAGUGGCAGACUCACACUUAUACAGCCUGGACUUUCCGGGAUGGGGCAAAGGAAUUCGGGCCUGCUAGAGGUUUUGAUGCUCCCUACAAUGCAUUUGGAGACUGGGAUCCUUUUACCGUUCCUCCCCUUGAUGGUGAGUUGACUAGUACCGGCCCUGGCCCUGCAUAG